Ceratotherium simum simum (southern white rhinoceros) is the source of this 1492-nucleotide messenger RNA. RefSeq names its product ALG12 alpha-1,6-mannosyltransferase (gene ALG12). Lineage: Eukaryota; Metazoa; Chordata; Mammalia; Perissodactyla; Rhinocerotidae. Gene Ontology annotation, molecular function: alpha-1,6-mannosyltransferase activity. Gene Ontology annotation, biological process: protein N-linked glycosylation. Gene Ontology annotation, cellular component: endoplasmic reticulum membrane. The record is from RefSeq and is a predicted model, not a curated record.
AUGACCGGGAAGAGGCCGUCGGGCCCUGGCAGGCAGCGCCAGCUGCUGGGCCUGCUGGUUGCUGUUGCCGCUGUCCACCUCAUCGCCUGCCCCUAUGCCAAAGUGGAGGAGAGCUUCAGCCUGCAGGCCAUGCACGACCUGCUCUACCACAGGCUGGACGUGGAGAAGUAUGACCAUCUUGAGUUCCCCGGCGUGGUCCCCAGGACGUUCCUCGGGCCGGUGCUGAUCGCGGUGCUGUCCAGCCCUGCCGUUUGUGUGCUCUCGCUGUUAGAAAUGUCCAAGUCUUACGCUCAGCUAGUAGUCAGAGCUGUCCUCGGACUCAGCGUGAUUUUUGGACUCUGGACUUUACAAAAGGAAGUGAGACGGCAGUUUGGGACCACGGUGGCUGCCAUGUUCUGCUGGGUGACAGCCUCGCAGUUCCACCUGAUGUUCUACUGCACACGGACGCUCCCCAACGUGCUGGCCCUGCCCGUGGUCCUGCUGGCGCUCACGGCCUGGCUGCAGCAGAAGUGGGCUCGCUUCAUCCGGCUCUCGGCGUUUGCCAUCCUCGUCUUCAGAGCCGAGCUGAGCCUGUUCUUGGGCCUCGUGCUGCUGCUGCUGCUGGGCACCAGGAGGGUCUCAGUGGCGAAGGCCCUGCGCUGCGCCAUCCCGGCCGGGAUUCUCUGCCUGGGACUGACGGUCGCCGUGGACUCCUAUUUUUGGCGCUAUCUCGUGUGGCCAGAAGGAAAAGUGCUUUGGUACAACACCAUCCUGAACAGAAGUUCCAACUGGGGAACCUCCCCCCUCCUGUGGUACUUCUACUCGGCGCUGCCCCGUGGCCUGGGCUGCAGCCUGCUCUUCGUGCCCCUGGGCCUUGUGGACAGAAGGGCCCUGGUGCUGCUUCUGCCAUCGCUGGGCUUCGUGGCUCUGUACUCGCUCCUCCCGCACAAGGAGCUGCGGUUCAUCAUCUAUACCUUCCCCGUGCUCAAUGUCGUGGCUGCCAGGGGCUGCGCCUGCGUGCUGAAUAAUUAUAAGAAGUCUUGGCUGUAUAAAGUGGGGUCCCUCCUCGUGAUAGGGCACCUCAUGGUGAAUGCCACGUACUCAGCCACGGCUCUGUAUGUGUCCCACUUCAACUAUCCUGGUGGCAUGGCGAUGCAGAGGCUGCACGAGCUUGUGCCCCCCCGGACAGAUGUCGUUCUGCACAUCGACGUGGCUGCUGCACAGACAGGCGUGUCUCGGUUUUUGGAAGUCAACAGCGCCUGGAGGUACGAGAAGAGGGAAGAUCUGCAGCCCGGGUCAGAGCGCAUGCUGGCCUACACGCACCUCCUCAUGGAGGCGGCCCCUGGGCACCUGGCCCUCUACAGGGACACACACCGGGUCCUGGCCAGCAUCGCAGGCACCACUGGGGUGAGUCUGAACCUGACCAGACUGCCUCCCUUUGACAUCAACCUGCAGACAAAGCUGGUGCUUCUGGAGAGACUCCUCCCCUCCUGAGAAGGAACCACAGUCCCUC